AUACGUGAACACAGAAAGGAACCGGAAAGGACAACAAAAACGUUUUGUCUAAAGUAUAUCGUGUUGUUUCUUGUGUUAAUACAUUAACUGUUUGAUCAUUAUUAUUGAUAUUUUCUUUUAACUGAGUCUUCGCCAUGCCGUAUGCUAAUCAGCCGACAGUGAAAAUAACAGAGCUGACGGACGAGAAUGUGAAAUUUGUCAUAGAGAACACUGAUUUAGCGGUUGCAAAUUCCAUUCGCCGCGUCUUUAUGUCUGAAGUGGCGACAAUAGCAAUUGACUGGAUUCAGAUUGAUGCCAAUUCUUCAGUUCUGCAUGAUGAGUUUAUUGCUCACAGAGUUGGUCUAAUCCCCCUCACAAGUGAUGACAUUGUAGAUAAAAUGCAGUAUUCCCGAGACUGCACAUGUGACGAUUUCUGUCCCGAAUGCUCAGUCGAGCUGACUCUGGACGUCCGAUGCACAGAGGACCAGACUCGUCACGUCACCUCUCGGGACCUCCUGUCCAACAAUCCCCGUGUCAUUCCUGUGACCUCCAGAAGUCGGGACAAUGACCCUAAUGAUUAUGUGGAGCAGGAUGACAUCCUCCUGGUGAAGCUGCGAAAGGGUCAGGAACUGCGUCUGAGAGCAUAUGCUAAGAAAGGCUUCGGCAAGGAGCACGCCAAGUGGAACCCAACCGCGGGGGUGUCCUUUGAGUAUGACCCAGACAAUGCACUGAGGCAUACGGUGUACCCACGUCCAGAGGAAUGGCCCAAGAGUGAGUAUUCUGAGAUUGAAGAGGAUGAGAUACAAGCCCCUUAUGACCCCAAUGGCAAGCCAGAGAGGUUCUACUACAAUGUAGAGUCAUGUGGCUCGUUACGGCCAGAAACCAUUGUCUUGUCGGCACUGGCCGUGCUCAAGAAAAAGCUGAGUGACCUGCAGACCCAGCUGAGCCAUGAGAUCCAGAGUGACGUGCUCACCAUCAACUGAGAGCUGGUUUUGAUUCGAUACAUCUAUGCCAUAACAUGCAACAGAGGACUGAUCUAGCAUGACUUCACCAUCAGCCUAAUUACCAGUGCAGUAGAUGAAGACCAGGUCAACUAACAUCGAUCAAGUACAAAUUGAGCUUCUGCUUCUCGCCAUUUCUGCAUCUGGACUCAAUGUGACCCAAAUCGGGAUACCAGUGUUUCUGGUCCUGGAUGGAGGAAUGCGUGUGCAGCAUCUUAUACACAAGUUCUUAAACCCCACAUUUGUAAAUAUUUCCCUAGUUAAUCCAGUUAAUGCUCUAAUCAGGCUGAGAUCAGUAGAGAUUUAAAAACAGGACCUGGUAUUGGGGAACACUGCUCUAAUUUGAGUGUUAGACAAGAUUUAUAUUCUCGUCUGACUUGUAUCUCGCAGUCUGUUAACAGUGAAAGAUGUAAUCCUUAUGAAGCACGGAGGACAUCGAUUCAUUUCUCAUGACCCUGCGCUGUUGAUGAAUAGUCUGUUAAUUAAACUUUGUUUUCCUUUUGGGUAUGAAAUAAAGGCUGUGUUUUCUAA
Brienomyrus brachyistius is the source of this 1511-nucleotide messenger RNA. RefSeq names its product RNA polymerase II subunit C (gene polr2c). Gene Ontology annotation, biological process: DNA-templated transcription. The coding region runs from base 135 to 962 and encodes 275 amino acids. The transcript is spliced from 9 exons. The record is from RefSeq and is a predicted model, not a curated record. Gene Ontology annotation, molecular function: DNA-directed RNA polymerase activity; protein dimerization activity. Gene Ontology annotation, cellular component: RNA polymerase II, core complex. NCBI's taxonomy places the organism in Eukaryota, Metazoa, Chordata, Actinopteri, Osteoglossiformes, Mormyridae.